This is a messenger RNA of Sphenostylis stenocarpa, 753 nucleotides long. NCBI's taxonomy places the organism in Eukaryota, Viridiplantae, Streptophyta, Magnoliopsida, Fabales, Fabaceae. The record is from the annotation of a GenBank genome assembly.
AUGUCUCGAAGAUAUGAUAGCCGUACAACAAUCUUCUCCCCGGAAGGACGUCUUUACCAAGUGGAGUAUGCAAUGGAGGCAAUUGGUAAUGCUGGUACUGCUAUAGGGAUUUUGUCAAAAGAUGGGGUUGUUCUGGUUGGCGAAAAGAAAGUCACAUCCAAGCUGCUGCAAACCUCAACUUCCACUGAGAAAAUGUACAAGAUUGAUGAUCACGUUGCAUGUGCCGUUGCUGGAAUUAUGUCUGAUGCCAACAUCCUAAUCAAUACUGCUAGGGUCCAGGCACAACGUUAUGCAUAUGCUUACCAAGAGCCAAUGCCUGUUGAGCAACUGGUUCAAUCUCUCUGUGAUACCAAGCAAGGUUACACACAGUUCGGUGGUCUUCGACCAUUUGGAGUAUCUUUCCUCUUUGCAGGUUGGGACAAGAAUUUUGGCUUUCAGCUUUACACUAGUGACCCCAGUGGAAAUUAUGGUGGUUGGAAAGCUGCAGCUAUUGGUGCCAACAACCAGGCAGCCCAGUCAAUUCUGAAACAGGACUACAAGGAUGAUAUCACAAGGGAGGAAGCAGUUCAACUUGCACUGAAGGUACUAAGCAAAACUAUGGACAGUACUAGUCUUACCUCUGAAAAGCUUGAACUUGCUGAGGUUUUUCUCUCACCCUCUGGAAAAGUCAAAUAUCAAGUUUGCUCCUCAGAAAACCUGACUAAGUUGUUGGUGAAGUUUGGGGUGACCCAACCGGCAACAGAAACUGCUUAG